Rhizophagus irregularis DAOM 181602=DAOM 197198 is the source of this 1027-nucleotide messenger RNA. Lineage: Eukaryota; Fungi; Glomeromycota; Glomeromycetes; Glomerales; Glomeraceae. The record is from RefSeq and is a predicted model, not a curated record.
AUGGAGGAAAUAAUAUACCCUCAACCUCCUGACGUUCCUUUAACUCCUAUCAUUAAUGAUAAUACUCCGCCGCCUUCAAAUAUUGCGCCUGCUUCAGCAAAUUUACCUAAGGAUGAAAAAGAAAAUACUUUCUUGGUCUCCCUGAAAAAACCUGACGUGACUAUGCCAAAACGAUCAGGUUAUAACAAGAUUUAUGAAAUCUGCCAUCUAGGACAACCUGAUACCAUUACGGGCUCAUUUCCUGAGAAAAAGAACUAUUAUUUCGCAGUCUCUGCCAAAAUAAUUUGGGAUGCCAUAAUUGAAUUUGGGAUUUUACUUAUAAUUAUGGCAGUCCAAAAUAAUUUGGGUGGCAUGUAUAAUAAUGACCACUCACAAAAUAAAGCUUUUCACGCUAAUUUAAUUUUUGAGCGCUGGAGAAAUAGAGAAAUUAAAACUAUUAAGUCUCUUCAUACGGGAAUUUCUUACAACUCCCGUUACAUGGCCCGUAAUCAUUUCCGCAAUAUUACAGCAGGUAGAAUUCAUAUGUACCACAAAUUACUGAACGGUUUUCGGUUCUCUCCAAGUCCAAAUCCUAAGACAGCGACAAAGCAGAAACAACGUUUUGAAUGCUCUGUUAGAAGAGUCCUCAAAGAUGAAACAAUUAAACCAGGUGGUAUCACAGGUCGAACAGAUGUCAUUGUCGCAAAAUUUGCCUGGAAUUUUUCUGGCAAAUUGAGAAUUAUUGGGGUAAAUUGUGUUACAAUUUUGGGAUAAUGGAGGUCUUACAAUUUGGCAAAUUUUGUCAAAAUGGCGGAAUUCCUACAGAAUUCCUAAUUCAAAUGUUGAGAAAUUUUUCAGUAAAUUAUCAUUAAAUUGUGGGAAAUUUUAGGCAAAUCUUUAGUAAUGAUAUGCAAACGAAGUGCAAAUUGUGGUGAAUUUAGUCAAAUUUUUAGUAAUUUUAUGCAAACGUAAUGCAAAUUGUGGUGAAUUUAAUUAAUACUAUGUAAACGAAGUGCAAAUUGUGGUGAAUUUUUAGCAAUAUUAGGCC